AUGACUCCUACACCGCCAUCAACAACGUCGUCCAGCGUGGGCGCGCAUUCCCCCGAUUUCAGAGUGAUCCGCAAACGCAAUCGAGUUCCUCUGUCGUGCGCGCCUUGCCGCAAUCGUAAGCCUGAACUGUUUCAGACCCAGCAGACAUCUGACAGGGGCCACUUUAGGCUGAAAUGUAAUCGAGCUCAUCCUUGUGAGAACUGUAUCAAACGAGGCGAUGCAGCAUCCUGCAGCUACGCUCAGGCUAGCAAUCGAAAAAAGAGUUCCCCGCAACAAAAGACGCUCACCUCGCCCGAUGACAUGCAAAAUCGAAUUGACCGCCUCGAAGGGCUCGUCUUGUCGUUGAUGACCAACGGCAAUCAGGCAGCCGGCCCCGCGGCUGCUAUGGCAGCGCUUUCGGGGGAAAGUAGUGCCGGGUCAACAGGGUUGUCGAACGAAAUCGAUGUCGAUGACAUGGAAAACAGCAAUGAGGGUAAUCCGGAGGAGAGUGACACAGAGCAAGUGACUAAAUCAUUCGGAGUGAUGAAGAUGGACAGCGGCAAGUCAUAUUACCUCAGUGAAGCGCAUUGGGCGUCGAUUUUGCACGAUAUCGCCGAAGUGAGGAACUUCUUCGCCACGCAUAAAAAGCAAUUCGACGACCAGGCAGAAAAACUAGCUGCGGCAAGGCCAGCAGCUGAUGGCGUGGGUGGUUCGUCAAUUCUCUUCGGCGUCACGAAACCCUUGAGCCGCCCGGAAAUUAUGGCAGGGAUGCCAUCGAAAUAUACGACUGAUAUCCUCGUUGCUCGCUAUUUCAACAGCUACGACCCGGCGACGCAUAUCCUUCACGGACCGACAUUUCAGGCGCAAUACAACAAGCAUUGGGAUGAUCCCUCACAGACGGAGCUCGUUUGGAUUGCCAUGCUCUUUGCAAUGAUGAGAUUGUCCAUGCUUUCAUACCACCGAGAAGGGGACGAACCCCCAGAGUUUCGAGGCAAGUCUCUCGACAUGGCGACGUCAUUCCGGAACUCGGUGGUUCAAUGUUUGACUUCGGCCGACUUUACAAAACCGCAUAGGUUUCUCAUUGAAGCCCUGGUGUUCCACCUUCAUGGCGACUACUCGCAGACUCGAGACGCAGAUAUCUCGAUCUGGGUACUGACGGGAGUCAUUGCCCGCUUGGCGAUGCGAAUGGGAUACCACCGUGACUCGAAAGUGUUUCCAAACGUAACGCCUUUCCAAGGCGAAAUGCGGCGCCGGGUAUGGGCAUUUGUGCGGCAAGCAGACUUGCUGUUUUCAUUCCAGGUUGGCAUGCCAAGCAUGCUACGCACCACCGAUACCGACACGGAGCUGCCUCGGAAUCUUUACGACGACGACUUCGAUGAAGACUCACCAGAGCUACCACCAGCUCGCCAACUCAGCGAGCCGACGCCGAUUUCGUAUCUGAUCUGCAAAGCCCGUUUGUCUUAUGCCUUUGGCCGGGUCAAUGAAUAUUAUUCGGCGGUCGCUACUUCAUCGUAUGAGCAGGUCAUGGAUAUCGAUGCCGAUCUGCGACGGGCUCGCGAUCUUAUCCCUGAUCAUCUCAGCAUCAGGCCAAUGCAAGAGUGCCAACACGACCCCGUCAAUCUCAUCAUCUCACGCUAUUCCGUGAUGACCAUCUAUCAUAAAGCCCAGUGUGUGUUGCAUCGGCCCUACCUCAUUCGUGCCCGAGAAAAUCCUCGCUUCACGUAUUCCCGCCGCACCUGUAUCGAUUCUGCGCUUGAAAUCCUGGAAUAUCAAGCUGUAUUGCACACCGAGUUGGGGAAGGGACGCCUGCGGGGCCGCAAUCUCAUCUCCUCUCUCAGCUCGGCCGACUAUCUUCUUGCGGGCACAAUCGUUUGUCUUGAUCUAUACCAGAGCUUUCAACCACAAGCCUCCAGUCGUCCUUAUGGCGACACAUAUGCGUGGGGACGCGAGCGACGCGACGAAAUGCUUGCCAUCAUUCAACGCUCCAAGGAAAUCUGGGACUCACAGCGAGACGAAAGCAUGGAGGCCUUCAAGGCUCGCUCAGUCUUGGAAGUGAUGCUUACUAAGUUGCAUAGUGCAGUUCCAGGACGAGAAAACCUCUCGGGGGCGGGUGGUGCGAUGUUCGAACCGCAAGAUGAAAAGCAGAAUGCGGCAAUGACCCUUGGCUUGCUCAGCAGUGGUAUGAGCCCAAUGAACUCAGGCCCACCACCUUAUCCAGACCCCUUGUUCAAGAUGAGCGGCGAUCCGUCACUACCCGUGAGCACUGCGACGAUGCCGGGAGAAAUGCCAGGGCCGCUGUCGCCCUUCAGUAGCAUGUUUGGGUCGAUGCCCGACAUGCAGGUAAACCUCGACUGGGAUGCUUGGGAUACAUAUAUUCAAAAUCCAAAUUUCGACACAGCGAAUCAAUAUUGGCCCAUGAUGGAUGUACAACGUCAGCCAACACCUCAAGGGGUUGGAGUGAGUCAGCCCGCGAUGACGACUCCCAUGGCGUCGACAAAUCGGCCUCCUUCAAUGCUGAAUGGCCCUUCACUACAUCGCCCCUCGAAUGCCUUCUCGCCGCCGGGUCCCUCUCCGGACAGCGCCACAUCGUCGGUUCCGGGCUUUACGCCUGUAUCGUCACAGUCCGGAGCAACUGGCCGCAGCCAAGGCUCAAUUUGA
This is a messenger RNA of Penicillium oxalicum, 2637 nucleotides long. RefSeq lists its product as uncharacterized. The record is from RefSeq and is a predicted model, not a curated record. NCBI's taxonomy places the organism in Eukaryota, Fungi, Ascomycota, Eurotiomycetes, Eurotiales, Aspergillaceae. The coding region runs from base 1 to 2637 and encodes 878 amino acids. Gene Ontology annotation, molecular function: DNA-binding transcription activator activity, RNA polymerase II-specific; RNA polymerase II cis-regulatory region sequence-specific DNA binding; zinc ion binding. Gene Ontology annotation, cellular component: nucleus. The transcript is spliced from 5 exons. Gene Ontology annotation, biological process: DNA-templated transcription; regulation of transcription by RNA polymerase II.